AACACAUUGCCACUGGAGGGUCUUACGUUAUUAAUGAACGAGGUAAAGUAUUUUCCCAUUUUAAACAUCGAAAUUAUAAUUCGAAGUAGUUAGCAACUCCUUGAUGAAGUAUUAAUGCCCUAUAGUUAUACUAGUACACCGACUUGUUCGAAAUAACAUCAUUGCGACUUUGAUUCCACGUAAAGAACAAUGGCAAAGUCAAUAUGGAGUUGCUGCAACUUGCUCUCGAUGUGGUCGUCGGUCCCGCUAGGCGGAGUGUUCCGCUGGUUUUACCUGAUCAUCAUUCUUCUUGCUGUGUUGGCAGGUCCUGGACAAAUCACAGGAGUCAUCGCUCUUCGGUUGCAGCAGCGCAGCCCCCGGUUGAUAGGACGAGGCGAUCUACAAAGGGACGAUCCAGUAAGUUUUCGUGCGGAAUUUUACAGGUGGUCGGUUUCCGAGGAAAAAUAUGCUUUUUUGCCGACGAAGUAUGGCAACUUGUUCUAUCGCUACCAGCAUUUUGACCCCUCUCCUACGACACCAGUUACUCGACAUAGCAAGAACCGAAGCGAGGACCCUGCUUCAUACGCAACAAGUUUAAGUCGAAGUACAGCAGAAACAGGCUGGGGCGUGGAUCAUACACGACCGGCGUCUGGAGGCGCGACAGAAAGAGCAGGUUGCAGGCUGGGUACAUCGGUUCAGGUAGCAACGCCGCUAAAAAACGUAUCAAGUUCUCUGGUUGAAGAGCUCCAAGUCGGGGAAGAUAGCAGAAACCCAGAAUGCGGAGGAGAUUCUGGCCUGAUGGAUCCUUCCAAUAGCGCGUCCAUAACGCAGUCAGGCGUAUCGACACCGGUGACAUCAUCUAGUCGCCAAUAUCCUGCAACCGCAGCUACACCAGCUAACCCUACCAACCCUGAAACCGUUGCUGACAGUUUUAAGUUUCGAGCCACGCCAGCUGCACCAGAUUUCUUAAACGCGACCACGGGACUCACAAGUAAUGACCUGCUGAGAACACUGGCUGGAUCGGUCUCUCGAAAUGUACUUCCGCAUGUGCAUGAGCCAGAAACGUAUAAUUUUUCAACAAUAGUACCAACCGUCUCGGUACCCUCUGGCUCCUCUCCUUGCGGCUCCUGUCCUUGCGGUGGGAUGAAUGCGUCUAUGAUGUAUGCGCCGGCGUAUGAAAAUUCUCGCAACAUGCAACAUCAGUCUCACGACGGUCUUCCGCACGACGUGGUUCAAACCGUUCCGCAUAAGACUGCUCCAAAAGCGGCGGCCACAGCACCAACGACUCAGCUUCGUCACGGAGCAGCUACUGUAAAGAUUCCCUCGUUGGACCUCUCUGGUACGGCGACAGUGUUUGGAGAAGGAGCAGGAGCUGCCGCGAAUCAUGCAACAAACACAGCAAGAAGUGCAGCGGCUACCGCAGGUAAUGGAGGAACGACUUUGCGUCUCCCUGAUGGCGCCCUAGGAAUAGAGGUAACUCCAGGUGGAUGGGGACGAGGAGCAAAGGAACUAGUGUCUGCUGAAGUUGUGGAUGAGAUUCGACUUGACAGCAGAACCGGUCGCUUCCAGUUACCGGAUGGUGGUCGGCUCAUUCUUUUCUUCACCCACGGCAAUCCUGGCAGCAGCGAGGAGUUUGACCAGGUGAUUAACGAAUUCGUCUCGUCAUAUCGAAAUUUCAAGGAAUCAGCAGAUCUUCCCUUCACAUGGAUCGCGAUGGACCUUUUUGGACAAGGCAGAAGUCAAAACGCGAAGCUUUCUGGCGACGAAGAUUGAGGCUACUAGUCACUCACAGUCACUAUCUUACUUGAGGUGCGUGUGAGGUAUCUCUAGGUAUCCCGAUGGGCUUUCGCGUCGCUCUUGAACAGUAAACCAACGGGGAAAGAACUCGAGUAAUCACUCGCCGAGAUGGGAUAGUGACUGGCUGGCGUUAAGAAGCGUAUGUUUCAGUCGAAAAGCAUGCUGAAUUCGCAAAAGAGAUCGCAAAAAUAGUUUUAAAGGACAGUGAAACAAAAAAGGUCAAGACGACCUGCUCGUCGGCGGCCGCUGCAGGUUAUAGUUGUUCUGCCAUGAUGACCAUGACAAGUAGUGCACAUCCUUCGACAUCAAGAACACCGUCUUCAAAGCUGCUGCGACAAAGGCGAGGCCGCUCCGCGACGACGAAUCCUGCCAUCACAAGCUGCACCCCGCCAAAUCAAAGGCACGCUCACUCGUCUAGCCCUCUGUGCGCUAUGAUGAAGUCUACGUGUAAUUAUCACGAUUACAACACCUCCACAUAUAAUCAUCCUGCUGAGAGGAACUACAUGCAGACAGCUGCGAACAAGCAAGACGAGGACAGUUUUUCCUCUCCUCAAUCCACAGCUGGAGGUGGAAUGACAACGGGAAAAACCACCGCGGCGACUACGGAAGUAGAUUUCUGCGGUACUACAACUGGGGGAGGUGUUUCCCAUAAUUAUCAUGAAGCUGAUCCCGUCACAGGCCAAGGCAUCUUUCGAUCUUCUGGACCUGGAUGCACUGCUGGUGUAACAAGUGGGCAGAAUCUAUAUUCUCCGUUGGCAAAUCAUGAAGAUAAAGCUGAAUUAGGACCAGGAUCAUGGCUGAAUGAUGUCGCUGAUUCGACCCCAGGCAGUGCGCUUUUCAGUUUCAGCGCAACAACCAUGCAUUCUGCUCAGGGGGGACCCGCUAUAGACCACCGUCCUUUGCGCGGGUUCGUCAUCCCAAUAUUAAGGCAAUUGCUUUUAUUCCUCAGAAAGAUGACAAUUCAACGAGACAUUAGAUUCAGAAGGAUUCGAAUUCACAGACAUUAGAGGCAGCCUGCUAGUAAGUUGCAUCGCUUGAUGCGACGCAGGCAAAAACUGGGUAGUAUCCUACUCUGUGUCAGCGUCUAUCUCUGUCUCUAGCAGCAAAGGAAGAUGGCUUGAGUUCUAACAACAAAGCUGCGUAGAAGAUGUUCAUUAUGAACGUCUCGCCAUUAUAUUUAGAGCAAACACAUGAAUUUGAAUAGACGAAAAAGGACUGGUAGGGUGGUUUUUUACGAGAGAUGAAGCAAGAAGGGCGCUCCUCUAACCACAGGCUCGCUGACUGGGACAGGUGUGGCACUCUCGCUAGCCUAUCAUUAUGCGCAGGUCUUUAGUCACUAUAUUUCUGAUGAUGGUGUAAAUCUAUCGUGAGUGGAACUUGUCAAAGUGACCACUUAUUUUAAAUUCCAGUGGGGUCGUCUCACUGGAAGAACCACAACGAGGGUCGCGAAGAUGACAAGCUAGCCUCUUGUGCUCUAAUUGCAGCUAUUGAUUGGAAGGACAUCUGAGCAGGUCCCUCUUAGCGCGCGUAAGCUAUUGCGGAGCGCGAAUGAGGUGGAACUCGAACUAUUCACUACUGUGCUGCACGCACCUGUGUACUACAUGAGCACGCGAAUACGAGAAGCAGUGGAAGAUCAUGCAAGCUCGUCUCGUGAUUGGACACCUGAUCGGAAGUUACGGAUCUUCAUACUCAAGGCAACUUACUGCAAUAUUAAUGGGUAGUUAAGAUUGAGCAAUUUAGUGCAGGGGUGAGUUCACUUUACGGCCUACAAUCUAAUCCUAUCAUCAUAUUGAUUUUGAUGGGUAGUUAAUCUGAUGUUCAUCUUCAUGAUCCAGUUGCAGUUGGCGGCUCAUGGUACAUUGUAGUUGUGAACAAGACGAAAAAAAGCAUUGAGAUUUUGAUUUUAUAUUCUCGUCCAGAUGAUUGUUGUAGAUCAUGUGAUGAUGAUACUCAUCGAUCCCCUUCUUGUCGUCUCAUGAUCUUGUUGAUUACAUAUGUCUUAGUUGAAGUUGUAAAGGUAAAAAAGCUGAUAAUUCAGGUUCAGACUCAGGCUGCAGUUCAUCUUGUGUGAUAAUUGUAGUGAACUUCAGAGUCAUAGAAGGCGAGAAGUCCAAGCGCUCUAAGAGUUGGGGACUUUCUGAUGAGAAUGUGGAAGAAUCCGAGUUACCUGCCCAAUCCCCAACACCCGCUAUCGGACGAGAUUCGCACAACAGCGAUGAGGGAUAUGCUUCGUGCCGCAAAAACGCAGUGGCAAGCUGUCGCGGCACAUUUGGUACUUGAUCGCGACCUUUUGAAUUCUACACAUGCUGGAGGAGCAAGGGCUGCUGUUAAGAACUCUACUUCUUCGAGACAAGUCAUCUCCUGUUCGAGCAAUUUAUCUUUGUCUCAUCCAUAUUACUAAACUUCAGCAGAAAAAGGAGCAACAUAUAAAGAUAUAAACCGUGCGAGAGGGAUUAAUAAAUAACAAUAAAUGCUUUUGGAAAAUCAAAAUUUUUCAUUUUCUCGUUACUUUUGAAUACAACCAGGUGUACCAGGAAAAGCAUUUUUUGUAUCAUUUGACUGCUGUGAGCAGGCUUGCGGAAACGAGUGGUCAAGGCAAUGCUUGCGUUAUCUGGGGUGACCACAUGCUUCACGAUCCUUUCUGGGCUAAAAAUUGGAUGAUUCAAGAAAGCGCUCAGCUCAUCUCAUCGACUUCACGCACGGAACCAAUACUGAUCCUUACGGACUCGGACCACGAAUAUUGCAGAUGUAUUUUUUAUAAAACCGAUUACAAAGAAUAAGAAAUUUUUUGUCAACUUUUCAACAACUAUAAAACUAGCCUCCAACAGCAGCACAAGCUUCGCCCGGCUCCAAAUUCUUCGCCCAAUUCUUCUUCGCCCACGGGCUACAGCUAGAGACAGCCUACGGGCUGGGUAGUGCACCUCGAUGAAUUGACUACGGCGCGAUUGCUGGCACUCACAUAAUUAGCACUCACGUACUUAGCCACGUCGAUCCAGGGGAAGGCCAGCGGGAUGCUUUCGGUUUUUUAUUGAACCGCCGGGGGGGUCAGGCAAAUCCUUCAGAAUCUGCAAAACCCCCACAGCAGUCCAACAAAAAGCUGGAAGAGAACCACCCGACACGCAUAAGGACCCGCAGGGCCCAACGCCUACAGCCGGCCCGCGGUGGCAGGCAAGAGCGGGGGCAGGGGGGCCUUGACGGGCGAAGAAGAAAAAGCAACGCAUGGCGUGGCCGCGCUGGCUGGGUCUUUCUGCGUGCAACAGUUGCGGCUCUCUCUUUCGUCUUUCUUCGGUCAGAGAGGCACCGCUUGCCGGAGGGGUGUCAGCCUUUCGGUCUUCGGAAGGCUGACGUCUUUCGUCAGACCGACGCCCUUCGUCAGGCCGUCUGUCUUUCUCUUAUCGUCAGGCCGGCACCUUUCGUCAGGGCGACACCUUUCGUCUGGCCGACGUCCUUCGUCAGGCUGAUGGCGUUUCGAGUCGUCGGCCAGAUGUCUUUCGUCAGACUUCUAUCCCCAAUUUGCGUCCCUACCCCCGUCGGGAAUUUUUCCGGCUUCUUUUCUGCGAGUAAGUAUGCCCGGGGCCUUUUUGUAAGCUUCCGCAAGAAAACGGUCGGGGACUAUCGCGGCUGGAGCUGGAGGGGAAAGAGCGAGAGACUGUAGGUAAGGACCUCGAGGAAGAUGCGGACAAAUCUCCGGCGGCGAGGAGUUGUGGCGGUUAUCAGUGGGGUGAUUAAUAAAAUAGAUGAAUAAAAUUAAUCAUGUAGAUCAAUAGCAUACUUUUUGCAAGACUAUCAGUAUCAAUUAUAUUAUAAUUCUAUUAUUUAUUUGCAUACCUAACAAACUAUGGCUAUGCAUAAUCCUCACUUCCAUGCAACUGUUGAUUUUUUGUUUCCAACAAUAUGAAAAUGAAUAAGAGCUCUAAAUUCUCCGGUGGAACGGAAGCGAGCUUAAGUGAGGAGCCUCUACUUGCGGCACUGGCUAUUCUCGGCCAUAUCGGCAAGCGCUUGGAGCACUCCGCGGCACUGAAUAUCCGAAAGAAGAAUAAGUGACUUUGUGGCAUCAACCGCUACAAGGAAAGUAGCUUUGUCGUGGACAGUGAAGUAUACCUAUCGGAGAUGCGCUGGCGAUGAAAAGAAUCAAUCAGAAUCGUGUUUCGACGCAGGCCCAUGCCGUAUGAUGGCGAGCGAGAUCACUUGGGCUGUCCCGUAUGUGUGCUAUUCUUGACUUAGCGAUUCUAUAGAUACAUCACAGUCAAUAACUUGCACUUCAACUUCCACUAUGUUAAGAAUUUAACUACCAGUAUGUUGAGAAUUUAGAUGAUCAUGGUUCCGCACUCCUGGCACAUUGAUGUGCUAGUGCAACCAAUUUUGUUCUAUUGAACGUCGUUCGCCUCGGUCGAAUCCGACACUUGAAUCCGUCUGCAAAAAACACCAUGAUGAAGAACACCACGUGAGUGAUCUGUUUCCACCUCUUUGUGAUCGCACAUCAGCGACUGAUCGACGUGAAAAAGAAUAAUCAAGAGCAACCUCAUCUUGGAAAUUCAUGGAUCAGCGGAAGGCUAUUCUGGAGACACUCAUCUUGUGUGACGUCUUGGUGAUUGUUCCGGGUAAGUACUCGUUGCUGCAUCGUUUGCACAUCUAUUCCUGCUGCAUUGACUUCACGAUGCUGGAAUAGCUGCAAUAAACAAUGAUUCCGGCAUUUCCAGUUUAGUUCUAGUUGAGUUGAGCGAAAGUCAUGCUCGUGUUGACCUACUGAAAUUGAUGUUGAAGUAGUCUGCACUGAACUUUGU
This is a messenger RNA of Amoebophrya sp. A25, 6560 nucleotides long. The record is from the annotation of a GenBank genome assembly. NCBI's taxonomy places the organism in Eukaryota, Dinophyceae, Syndiniales, Amoebophryaceae.